AAAAUUCUUGCGCCUCACUUAUAUAUCUUGUACAGUCUGGUGGGUUCAUGUCUUCGAUUUAUCCCCAGCUUGCAGCCUCUUGUGUAACUCAUGAGUGUGCUGUAGGAGUAGCAGAAGAGGAGAGGAUGUUGCAACCUGCAGAUGACCAUCUGGUGUGGGGAUCAGACGGAAGAAAUUUUAUGACAGCUUCUUCUCCUGAUCAUUUCAUACCCAAACAGCUUCUGCUUUUUGAUCCUACCUCUCAUUCUCAAUACCCAGCUCCCAUUUUCUUCAGCCAACACCAGAGCCUAGAGCAAGAUAAGGUGGCUGCGCAACGCAUCUCAGGUGGGUUGAAUGACACAACAAACUAUGAUCAUGGCAUGAUCUUGGAUGAUCCAUUGACAAGCAAACCCCACAUGACAAAUGAUCACAACCAUCAUCAUGUUUACAUAAAAACGGCACAUGAUCCACUUCAUCAUCAUGAUCGUGUAUAUCCUCAUGACCAUCAAAGGUUAUCUAGCAGCUACAAUUACAACAAUACAGUGAGAACAUGUGUCGACUGCAACACGACCAAGACACCUCUAUGGAGAAGUGGCCCUCUCGGACCGAAGUCCCUAUGCAAUGCUUGUGGGAUCAGGCACCACAAGGCAAGACGGGCUAAAGCGGCGGCAGCAGCAGCGGCGGCAACAGAAGCUCAAGGCGGAAGUCAUGAUCCUUUCCCUGUAACAAAUAAGCUGAAGAAGCAGAAGAGAGGAGAACUUAAAUCAACUGGCCAUUGCAAGAGGAAGAACAAGAUCUUCACCACGCCACGUAGAAGGAAAAACCUUUGCUUUGAGCUGGACUUGAACUGUGAGAUUGAAGAUGAUCAGAACUUGGAGUACUCCACAACUGCAGAAACUCUUGAUUUCGCAAUGGAAUUGAGCAAGGCGAAGCCUUUCAAGAGAGUAUUCCCGGAGGACGAAGAACAAGCCGCAAUUUUGUUAAUGGCUCUUUCCUGUGGACUUGUUCAUGGUUGAAACCUAAACCAAAUGUGGUUAAUGAAAACACCAGUUUGGUUUUCUGUGUACUACUAUUAUUACAUCGAGGCUCUUCUUAAUGCGGUCAUAACCCAUCAAUAAAUAAAGAUCACUCAAUCUUCAAGAUAA
Nymphaea colorata (pocket water lily) is the source of this 1124-nucleotide messenger RNA. Its product is annotated as GATA transcription factor 21-like. Gene Ontology annotation, molecular function: sequence-specific DNA binding; zinc ion binding. NCBI's taxonomy places the organism in Eukaryota, Viridiplantae, Streptophyta, Magnoliopsida, Nymphaeales, Nymphaeaceae. Gene Ontology annotation, biological process: regulation of DNA-templated transcription. The coding region runs from base 48 to 995 and encodes 315 amino acids. The transcript has 3 exons. The record is from RefSeq and is a predicted model, not a curated record.